This is a messenger RNA of Penicillium daleae, 2499 nucleotides long. Its product is annotated as DNA-directed DNA polymerase delta POL3. Gene Ontology annotation, cellular component: delta DNA polymerase complex. Gene Ontology annotation, biological process: base-excision repair, gap-filling; nucleotide-excision repair, DNA gap filling; DNA replication proofreading. The record is from RefSeq and is a predicted model, not a curated record. The transcript has 3 exons. The coding region runs from base 1 to 2499 and encodes 832 amino acids. Lineage: Eukaryota; Fungi; Ascomycota; Eurotiomycetes; Eurotiales; Aspergillaceae. Gene Ontology annotation, molecular function: DNA binding; DNA-directed DNA polymerase activity; 3'-5'-DNA exonuclease activity.
AUGCCUGAAGCCAUUCCGCCCCAUAAACGGGCUUUGACCGACACAACCAACAAUAUUCGUGGCGAUGCCCGGAAAGGAUUUGGUUCGACUCAACCGCAGAAGAGUCAGUUUGAGGAGGAAGUUCUUGAGAAAUUGACGCAGGACAUCGGAGAUUUGAAAGGCAACAAUGCGGAGAAGGACCAACAAUGGGAGCGACCCCCUUUGGGCGAUUUCGACCCAACCAAGGAGAAUAUCUGUUUUCAACAGAUUGAUGCUGAAGAGGGUCGAUUUGGAGCCGACAAAAUGGCAGUUCGCCUCUUUGGUGUCACCGAGCUCGGUCAAUCAGUCAUGUUGCAUGUUACUGGCUUCCAGCACUACCUCUAUAUCGCUGCGCCGGUUGGCUUCACAAAGGAGGACUGCGGCCCUUACCGAGCCUUCCUCGAAACCAAACUCGCGCAAAUGGUCCCAGUCAUCCAAUCCGUGGAGGUAACCCUACGGGAAAACCUGUAUGGAUUCCAGGGAAACCAAAAGAGCUGGUAUCUCAAGAUUACCGUGACCGACCCUAAGUUUAUUGCCAGGCUGCGAAGUGCGCUUGAAACAGGCAGUGGCUCAAUGAACUACAAAGGUCUGUGGAGCAACUCCGAUUCGGGGAUCCUCACAUUCGACAGCAUUCAAUAUCUUCUGCGAUUCAUGAUUGAUACUGGUCUACACGGCAUGUCGUGGGUCGAAGCCAAGGCAGGAAAAUUCCGCCUUUUGUCAGACCACGAAAGGCAAUCGAAUUGUCAAGUUGAGGCCAUCAUGGACUAUCGCGACAUGAUUGCGCAUGCUCCUAACGGAGAAUGGGCCAAGAUGGCUCCACUUCGUAUCCUUUCCUUCGAUAUCGAGUGCGCUGGCCGUCAAGGCAUCUUCCCAGAACCCAACGUCGAUCCAGUUAUCCAAAUUGCCAACGUCGUCACUCGGUACGGAGAGUCCAAACCUUUCAUUCGAAAUGUAUUUUGCCUCGAUACUUGCAGCCUCAUCGUCAAUACACAAAUUCUGGAGUUUGAGAAGGAGGAAAGAAUGUUGAUGGCAUGGCGUGACUUUCUGGAAAAGGUCGACCCCGAUGUCAUUAUCGGGUACAACAUCGCCAACUUCGAUUUCCCUUACUUGCUGGAUCGUGCCAAACAUCUGAAGUGCACCCAGUUCCCAUACUGGACUAGAGUGAGGAACUGCAGGACAGAGGCCAAGGAGGCCAGUUUCUCGAGCAAGCAGAUGGGCAACCGAGAGACCAAAGCGACCAACACGAACGGCAGAAUUCAACUCGACUUGCUCCAGCUGGUACAACGAGAUCAUCAAUUGCGAAGCUACACCCUCAAUUCCGUAUCAUACGAAUUCCUGGGAGAGCAGAAGGAAGAUGUUCACCACACCAUGAUCACAGAACUGUUCAACGGCACGCCCGAUUCUCGACGUCGAUUAGCGGUAUACUGUUUGAAAGACGCCUACCUACCGCAACGGCUGAUGGACAAGUUGAUGUGUCUGGUCAACUACACGGAAAUGGCAAGAGUCACGGGUGUUCCCUUCAAUUACCUUCUUUCUCGGGGUCAGCAAGUCAAGUUCAUCAGUCAGCUGUUCCGAAAGGCUCUCGAGCAGCAGCUUGUCAUUCCCAAUUCCAAGUCGCAGGAUGAACAGGAUUAUGAAGGUGCCACUGUCAUUGAACCGAAACGUGGUUACUAUGGCGUGCCAAUCGCCACUCUCGAUUUUGCAUCGCUAUAUCCAUCGAUUAUUCAAGCGCACAACUUGUGCUACACAACCUUGCUCAACAAGAACAGCGUUGAGAAACUUGGUCUCAAAAAGGACGAAGACUACAUUGUGACGCCAAAUGGAGACAUGUUCUGCACCGCGAAAGUUCGCAAAGGUCUCUUGUCGCAAAUUCUCGAGGAAUUGUUGGGUGCAAGAAAACGUGCGAAGAAAGAGUUGGCGAGCGAGACCGAUCCAUUCAAGAAAGCCGUCUUGAACGGUCGUCAACUUGCUCUGAAAAUCAGUGCCAACAGUGUGUACGGCCUGACUGGUGCCACGGUCGGCAAGCUGCCUUGUCUUCCGAUUGCCAGUAGUACUACCAGUUAUGGUCGUCAGAUGAUUGAGAAGACCAAGGCGGAAGUCGAAGCGCGCUAUACUAUCGCCAACGGGUACUCUCACGAUGCCCAGGUCAUCUACGGUGAUACCGAUUCAGUCAUGGUCAAGUUCGGUGUCACCGAAUUGGAAGAUGCGAUGAAGCUAGGCGAGGAAGCUGCGGACUAUGUUUCUUCAAAAUUCAUCAAGCCCAUCAAGCUCGAAUUCGAGAAGGUGUACUUUCCCUACCUGCUCAUCAACAAGAAGCGUUACGCCGGUCUUUACUGGACCAACACUAAAAAGCAUGACAAAAUGGACACCAAGGGUAUUGAAACGGUUCGACGUGAUAACUGCCUGCUGGUCCAAAAUGUCAUCGAGACGGUUUUGAACAAGAUUCUUAUCGACCGAGAUAUCGAUGGUGCGCAAGAGUAA